Cyprinus carpio (common carp) is the source of this 2315-nucleotide messenger RNA. It is a transcript of the gene styk1a, whose product is annotated as STY kinase 1a. Gene Ontology annotation, molecular function: ATP binding; transmembrane receptor protein tyrosine kinase activity. Gene Ontology annotation, biological process: positive regulation of kinase activity; protein phosphorylation; cell surface receptor protein tyrosine kinase signaling pathway. The record is from RefSeq and is a predicted model, not a curated record. NCBI's taxonomy places the organism in Eukaryota, Metazoa, Chordata, Actinopteri, Cypriniformes, Cyprinidae. Gene Ontology annotation, cellular component: signaling receptor complex.
CAGGUAGAUGACAGACAGCAAAAACAAAGAGCACUUGUAGAAUACGAAGAGAUGGGACCAAGAAGUUGAUACUUAGAGAAUAAAAUACAGCAAAAACACCAGUUUUCAAACAGCGAAUAGAACCAGAACAGCCUCUGAAAAAAGAAGUUUGGAAAAUGAGAAACAGCUCCAUCAUUCUACACACACAAAGAAGAUGACAUUAUGUCUAAUUCAACUAACGCAACAAAUCCAUGUGUAUCAGGCACUCUUUGUGGGGUGCUUUUUUAUGAAGUCGAACUGAUCGUUAUUCCUGUGCUGUUUCUCCUGGCUUUUCUGGUCACACUGAUCAUUUUGUUUGUGCUCAAAUGCUCCUAUAAGCCCUCACAUCUUUAUGGACACCACAGAAAUGAAAAAGAUGAAACACAACACCAUCAUAACACACACAGACACCGUAACAGCAAUAGACAGCACCUGCAAGGCAUUGACGCUCCAGCAGAGCUGAACCCAUUGGAACAUGAGGUUAUUCCCAUGACAGCCCAACCUCACCAUGACCUGCAGAAUUCAAGCCCUGCAGUACCUCAGCAAACCACCGCGAGGCAUCCGGACCUCUUUCAGCUGGUCUCUCCACUUCCUCUCACCUUCUCAGUAAAACCAGACAACACGGUCACAUUGCACAGAGCUGUCAUGGACAGACAGCCAGUCGUUUUACGAGUGCUUAAAGAAUCAGCCAAUGCCAAAGAGCGCCAGUCCUUUCUGGGGUUUGCCCACUUCCUUUCAGAGUUGGGACCGCAUCCAUCAUUGCCCAAAUUGCUAGGGGUGGUGUCUGUGCAGACACCGUUGAUGAUUGCCGUAGAGGAGCUGGAACACCGUGACCUGCUGAGCUUCCUGUGGAGGUGCAGACAGGACCACACAGGUCAGGAGGCACCGUGUGACAUGACUGAAAGACGAAUCCUUACCAUGGGCGCUCAGAUUGCAUCUGCUCUGGAGUAUCUGCAUAGUAAGAACUACAUCCAUGGCAAUGUCAAGGCUCAAAGUGUCUUGGUUGGUCGGGACCUGUCGGUCAAGCUCUGGGGUUUGGGUCCGGCAUAUCGCAGAAAAAUGAGUGCAGCCUCUAUAGAUGCAGAAGAUAUAGAAAUGAGAAAAUGGCAAGCUCCAGAAGCAUUAGCACGACAACCUCUCCAGCAAAGCAGCGACAUAUGGUCCUUUGGCAUUUUGCUGUAUGAGAUGUUGACAUUAGGAGAUCCGCCCUUUCCCAACAUCAUGGCCAGCGAACUUCUGCAGCAUUUACAGAGAGUGAACACACUAAAGAGACCACCCAACUGCUCUAAUACACUAUAUUCUAUUAUCAAAUCCUGCUGUCAGUGGAAACCAAAGGAUCGAGUCUCAGUGGCUGAGCUGACCAGAAAGCUCCAAUCAGGAGAGAGAAGCGCCAAUGAUCAGACAGUGCUGCGAGUGACUGAGCCGCUGGACAUGGAGAAAUACAUACGGGAGGCGGGCUAUGGAGAAUCAUACAACUAUGCUGUGCUCUAAUGAUCCCUUUAUGUACUUGAUCAAUCCAAGACUCACCAAAAGAGCAGCGCACGAGCUAUGAAUAAAUGAACAGUUAAGGUUUGAGAUUAGCACUUUCAAAGGAUUACAGAGAGCCAGUGCUUGUUACAGACAGUGACAUCACUCUAUCAAAUUUAAACAAGCACAUUAUCUCAUCAAGCAAGCAUGUGCUAUUAUUCAGAGCUUUAGAUUAAGGAUAAAGGCUAAAAGCUUAAUUGCAACACAAAUGAGAACGAGGGGAUGUUAUGUAAAAGGUUAUGCAAGAUUGUGUCAUACACAUAUGAAAUUUGCAGCUAAUAGACAAAAGCUACAAUGUAAACAUGUAUGAAACAACACACACACACACAAACUGUGUCUAAGUCAGUAAUAAUUCAGGUAUUGUGAUUUAACUUAUUAUUUAUUUAGGUUGGACUAUACUGUACCACUUUGUUCACUGGUACAGCUAAUUCAAAUGGUAAUUUAAAAUUAUAUUAUUGGUAUAUUUAUUGGUAACUGGAUAACUGGUAACUGUAUAUUUAUUGGUAAGGCUAUUGUAUUAUAAUGUAUUUAAAAUACACUAUUUAUUCAUGCAAAUUUACUUUUUGUCAGUUUAGUCAUCGUUAGUACGUGCAGUUGUAAAUAAUAAUGGUCACCUGACCUGUUCAAAAUUAGGCCUACUUUUAAAUAUUCUUUAAAUAUUCAUUUUCCACUUACACCAAGACUGCGGUGUUGGUCCGUGGGGGAAACUGAAGUAACUACAGUACGUUAGGUUUUAUAAUAAUCCUUCAAUAAAUGCGAUUUCAUCUGUA